Molecule: messenger RNA, 3731 nt
Organism: Pecten maximus
Lineage: Eukaryota; Metazoa; Mollusca; Bivalvia; Pectinida; Pectinidae
Product: polypeptide N-acetylgalactosaminyltransferase 5-like
Exons: 12
Coding region: 993-2894 (633 amino acids)
Cellular component (GO): Golgi apparatus
Source: RefSeq, a predicted model, not a curated record
GGAGAGUGUGUGUGGGUAUGAGGUAUGGAGAGUGUGAGGGUAUGAGGUAUGGAGAGUGUGUGGGUAUGAGGAAUGGAUAGCGUGUCCUUGUUGAAUAUUCAUGAAUUAUAAUGUGAUGGACUAUGCGGAUUAGUAUGUGAUCAAAAAUGCCUAUCGUAAAGCUUACAUAUAUAAAAAAGGUGUCUUAAAAAGUCAAUACGAUAUGAAAAAAGGAUAAAUCCGAUUUUUAUUUACAUAUUACACAAGCAAAUAUUGAAGCGGUUAUCAUUAUAGCAGAUUGUUCAAACACAGCUGUGACCCUGGUCAUCAGUUGUAAAGGAUGGGACAACUAUAAUGAAAAUCAAUCAGUAUCCGGACCCUCUUUAAUGUCGGAUGGUGGCAGCUGUUUCCUAGUCUUAUAAAAACUGAGACACUCCACCAAUGGGAUGUAUUGAUAGCGGUACACAAAUGUGAUUUUCUUCUAAACCAGGUUACGUUAAAAAUAAAAUUUUCCAAGAAAUAUAUUCUUUGAUGUUUGUGUAUGUAAACUGUAAUUGGAAGAGAGGGACGUAUAUCCGCUAUGCCGUGCUAUGCUAUGCUACGCUAUGCUACGCUAUGCUACACUAUGCUAUGCUUUGUUAUUUCUGCCAAAAAUUUAGAAUUAUGACCCAAGAAUGCACUGUACAAUAAUGUAUAUUUUCGCAGCAAUUCGGAGGGUCAAGAAAGGUGCGACUUUAUGAUGGAAGCGCAGUGGUAUUUUCCGUUUAAAAAGAUGAUUCUUUUUCGGAAGAAUUAAAUAUUUUCUGAACCAACAAACCAACGUUAGACGGACGAUGGAUGUGAUUUUUAUGUGUAAUUAAAUGUGCAGAGUGAACACGUGAAGCAGUGACGUGUCCAAAGAGAUAAGGUAAAAUACAUAAAGCGAGCGAUUGUUCUACAGGAGAGGGGACACAUCAUUAUGUUUUGGAAGAAAUGAUCAGACUUAGGGCAAUUUGUGUAUCAGAUACAUCAAGAUGCCACGUGUAUACUUAAAGUCGUGUCUAAUCAGGCUGGGUAUUGCGUCAUCAUUCGUUUGUUUUGUAUGGAUUUUUGUUUAUAGUAAUAUUCUUGAUGACAUUGCAAAAAAUAAUAAUAUACCUAAAACGCAAAUAGGAAAGGAACAAUCAAACAAAGUUGAUGUGAACACACCAUUCAAUGUUCAUCGCCAAUACACAGUGGGUAUUGAAAAUGACGGACGUGUUGUUUUUGAAGCCUUGUCUCCGCAGCAAGGAAACGGUGAGCCGAAGGAAAAACCUGACCUAAAGAUACGGCAACGAAAUAUUCCGAAAGGAAACCAUCAUCUAAAUGAUGGAGACAUCGAAAGACCAAAUAAAGUAGCGGAUAUUCCCACGGGUCCUGGUGAGUUAGGGGUAGCCGUUGCUAUCGAUGUCAAAUCACUGACACCGGAAGAGAAGAAAAAGUAUGAUAGAGGAUGGAAAAACAACGCCUUCAAUGAAUAUGUCAGUGACAUGAUCUCGUUAGAUAGAUCUUUGGAUGACACAAGAGACCCUGAAUGUAAAACCAUGGUAUAUAGUAAUCUGCCAGAUGCUAGUGUCAUUAUAACAUUCCAUAACGAGGCUUGGUCUGUGUUACUAAGGAGUGUUCAUAGCAUCAUUAACCGUACGCCACCGGAACUACUGAAGGAAAUAAUCCUUGUUGACGAUUUUUCGGAUAUGCAACACUUGAAGGCCCCGCUGGAGCAGUAUAUGAGCCGAUAUGCCAAAGUGAAGAUAGUGAGAGCUUUACAAAGGGAAGGGCUGAUCAGGUCCCGACUCCUGGGAUAUAACACGGCGACCGGAACUGUCCUUAUAUAUCUGGACUCCCAUAUAGAAUGUGCAGAAGGUUGGAUUGAACCACUCCUAGACCCAAUCGCUCGCGACCACACAACCUCAGUUACACCGAUAAUCGACACCAUUGAUUUUAGAACAUUCUACUACAAAAUAAGCGAAGCAAAACACGCACAUGUUGGAGUAUUUGAUUGGUCACUGGUUUUUAAUUGGCAAAAGGUGCCAGAGUCUGAAAGGGCCCGACGACAUUUCCAAGACUUUUUACCGGCAAGGUCUCCUACAAUGGCAGGAGGGCUGUUCGCAAUCAGCCGAGAAUAUUUCACACAUAUUGGAACUUACGACGAAGGAAUGAAUAUUUGGGGAGCAGAAAAUCUGGAAAUUUCAUUUCGGAUAUGGAUGUGUGGAGGAACUUUACUGACAGCUCCCUGUUCACAUGUCGGACACAUAUUCCGGGAACACUCUCCGUAUACCUGGCCAGGGAAAAACAUCCUGCUACGUAACAACCUUCGUCUGGCUGAGGUGUGGUUAGAUGGCUUUAAAUCCUACUAUUAUAACCGGAUACCUCAAAAACAAAUACAAGAAACAGAUUAUGGAGAUAUAUCGGCGAGAAUAGCUCUACGUAAACGACUGAAAUGCAAAAGUUUUGCCUGGUAUUUGAAAAAUGUGUUUCCUGAGAUGUACAUACCAGGGAGUUCUCUGGCUAGUGGAGAGAUCAGAAACAAGGCGAAACCUGUGUGUUUAGACGGGAAGGACAGAGUGAUGGCUGACAAUGAUCUAACGACUUAUCCCUGUCAUAACAGUGGAGGAAAUCAGUACUGGCUAUACAUGAACGAUCACUCAUUUCGACGAGAUACUGUGUGUUUUGACCAUCAUUCAUCCCAAAAAUCAAUAAACUUGAUCAGAUGUCACGGAGAGCGAGGAAACCAAGAUUGGGAAUAUAGAGAGGAUAACACAAUAUAUCACGUGAUAACAAAGAAGUGCAUCACACUAGCGUUUGACGGCCGGUCGGUAUCCAUGGAGGAAUGUCGGGGUACUGACAGCCAGUUGUGGAUCAUGUCCAGAAAACCAGCUAGUGGUCCAACGAUCUAGUCCUCCUCGAUCUUAUCAAACAAACUGUGGCGGUUUCUGUGUGCGCGGAAAUCAGUUUGAUACAGAAUACAACGAAUUAAGUUAAAAUGUUGUGCUUCUUAUGGAAGAGUGGUGGGAUUCUGUCGUGUCGUUCUUUUCAUUCUCACGAUAAUAAAUUAUCUAGCCCGAUCAGAAUGACCUGUCGUGUUGAACUUUGAUUAGCAUAUUGACUACAGAUGAGUCUAUAGGGGAAAUUUAGGGGAAAUAGGUGCUUUGUAUAUAUACAUGCAUAUAUGUUAGUUAUUUAUAAUGUAACAAACCUUAUCAUCAGCUGCAUCAUUUGUAUUUAUACUGGUCUAGAUUUAGCGACAAAACUGUUAACAUGUGAACAAUUCAUCACAUAGUUACUUGAAUAUGUGUAAACCGUGCAUCAAAAAUAAAUGAUACAAUCCCUGUGUUGUCAAUAUAAAAUUGUAACAAAAACGAAUGGUCCAAAACAGCACUCUGCUGGACACAGUUGUAUUCCUAAUCAACAUGUUUUGUUAACACACCUGUCCACAAAUGGAACUACCCACUUUGAAUAUUCCACGAAAGGGUCAACGCGACAGGUCAUUCUGGUUUAACUAUACAAUGAUCAGUCUUAGUUGAUACAUAGGAAGAUAUAUGUUAUAUCUUGUAUCUUUUCUUCAGCAACGCUAUUUCAUAAUCACAAUAAUGGCAUUUUACAAGAUGUUUUACAAUAAAUGUAUCAUUAAUUACUGAGGGAAUAUAUAUAUUGAUCAAAAGACAUUUAGUUGAAAAGCGGUCAUUCUGUCAAUAUUUUCUCAACUCGACUUUUACCAAUAAAAAUAGAAAAAA